This is a messenger RNA of Balaenoptera musculus (blue whale), 3152 nucleotides long. RefSeq names its product exonuclease 1 (gene EXO1). Gene Ontology annotation, molecular function: metal ion binding; 5'-flap endonuclease activity; DNA binding. Gene Ontology annotation, biological process: mismatch repair; DNA recombination. Gene Ontology annotation, cellular component: nucleus. Lineage: Eukaryota; Metazoa; Chordata; Mammalia; Artiodactyla; Balaenopteridae. The record is from RefSeq and is a predicted model, not a curated record. The coding region runs from base 413 to 2818 and encodes 801 amino acids. The transcript is spliced from 14 exons.
UCUGGCUGUCGGUGCACGGCUGCGUCCCUGCGCUCCUGCCCCUUGAGUUCCCCGCAGCCGCCUAGCGUGCUCCGGCCCAGGCGAGUGGGGGCCGUGGGGAUAGACUUCUGAGCCCUCACCGGGCUGCCCUCGGACGGACGGCGGGGGACCUCCUCGGGAAGCGAGCGGAGCGGGCUGUGCAGAGCACGAGGCCAAAGGAACGUGUCUCCUGGAAAGGGCUUGUGGGCCGCCCUGCCAAUCCCUGUGAGACGGGAUGGAGCGGUGACAUUGUGCUGUCACUACUACUUGGUGCUGCGGGCGGUCUCCUGAGGAUGCUUUGUGCCUAAGGCCCCUCAUCGUUCUCAUUGUGCUGAAGAGGAAACAUUUAUUCGAGAAUAUUUACCUAACUUAGAAAAAAAUUUAACUUGGCACUAUGGGGAUACAAGGAUUACUGCAAUUUAUCAAAGAAGCUUCUGAACCUGUCCACAUGAGGAAGUAUAAAGGGCAGGUAGUAGCUGUGGAUACAUACUGCUGGCUUCACAAAGGAGCUGUUGCUUGUGCUGAAAAACUAGCCAAAGGUGAACCUACCGAUAAGUAUGUAGGAUUUUGUAUGAAAUUUGUAAAUAUGUUACUAUCUCAUGGGAUCAAGCCUAUCCUGGUAUUUGAUGGAUGUACUUUACCUUCUAAAAAGGAAGUGGAGAAGUCUAGAAGAGAAAGAAGACAAGCCAACCUUCUUAAGGGAAAGCAGCUUCUUCGUGAGGGGAAGGUCUCAGAAGCCAGAGAAUGUUUCACCCGUUCUAUCAAUAUCACACACGCUAUGGCCCACAACGUAAUUAAGGCUGCUCGGUCUCAGGGAGUAGAUUGUCUUGUGGCUCCAUAUGAAGCAGAUGCACAGUUGGCCUAUCUUAACAAGGCUGGUAUUGUACAAGCUGUAAUUACAGAAGACUCUGAUCUCCUCGCUUUUGGCUGUAAAAAGGUUAUUUUAAAAAUGGACCAAUUUGGAAAUGGACUAGAAGUUGAUCAGGCUCGGCUAGGAAUGUGCAAACAGCUUGGGGAUGUGUUCACAGAAGAGAAGUUCCGUUAUAUGUGCAUUCUUUCAGGCUGUGACUAUCUCUCAUCGCUGCGUGGGAUUGGAUUAGCCAAGGCCUGCAAAGUACUAAGACUAGCCAACAAUCCAGAUAUUUUAAAGGUUAUCAAGAAAAUUGGACAUUAUCUCAAGAUGAAUAUAACAGUACCAGAAGAUUACAUCAAAGGAUUUAUUCGGGCCAAUAAUACCUUCCUCUAUCAGCUAGUUUUUGAUCCCAUCAAAAGGAAACUCAUCCCUUUGAAUGCCUAUGAAGAUGACAUUGAUCCUGAAACACUAAGCUAUGCUGGGCGAUAUGUUGAUGAUUCUAUAGCUCUUCAAAUCGCACUUGGAAAUAAAGAUAUAAAUACUUUCGAACAGAUUGAUGACUACAAUCCAGACACUGCCGUGACUGCCCAAUCAAGAAGUCAUAGUUGGACUGACAAAACAUGUCAAAAGUCAUCUAAUAUUAAUAGCAUUUGGCAUAGGAAUUAUUGCCCUAGACUUGAGCUGGACAUUGUUUCAGAUGCUACAAAGGUGAAGGAAAAUCCAAGUACUGUGGGCAUUGAACUAGUGAUUAGUACUAAAGGGUUAAAUCUUCCAAGGAAGUCAUCCAUUGCAAAAAGACCAAGAAGUGAAGAGCUAUCAGAAGAUGAUCUAUUGGGUCAGUAUUCUACUUCCUUUACAAAGAAGAUCAAGAAAAAUAGUUGUGAAGGCAAUAAGUUAUUGAACUCUUCUGAACGGUUUAUUCCUGACCUGGUAGAUGGAAUUACUAUUAAAAAAAGCUUAAGCACACCACCUAGGACAAGAAACAAAUUUGCAACAUUUUUACAGAGAAAAAAUGAAGAAAGUGGUGCAGUUGUGGUUCCAGGAACCAGAAGCAGGUUUUUUUCCAAUUCUCUGGAUUCUGCUGACUGUAUAUCAAAGAAAGCAAGCAGCCAGUCUCUAGAUGAAACUGCUGUCACAGAUAAAGAAACCGAUGUAAAUGAAUCAGAUUGUCUAGAUGGCAAGAAGUUGUUAGAUAUCAGUGUAGCACAUAAUUCAAGUGAGCAUAUUCCAGAUGAUGUGACUGUGAUUGCUGAAGAGUCUCAGUCUUUUAAGGCCAGCAGAUUCACGAGGACCAUCUCACCACCCACCUUGGGUACACUAAGAAGUUGUUUCAGUUGGUCUGGAAGUCUUGGAGAUUUUUCAAGAACACCAAGCCCCUCUCCAAGCACAGCAUUGCAGCAGUUCCUUAGAAAGAGUGAUUCUCCCAUCUCUCUGCCUGAGAAUAAUGAGCCGUCUGAUGCAUCUCAGUUAAAGAGUGAUGAGUCAAGUGAUGAAUCUCAUCCCUUACAUGAAGUGGAUUGGUCUUCACAGUCUCAGGAAAGCAUGGACUUAUCACCACACAAUUUAAAUGCAUCAAAACUUUCUCAGCCUUCUAGUGAGGAUUUAGAUUCAGAGGUUCCUGGGCUGUAUAAAUCUAGUUCUGUGGACAAUCUUUCUACAACCAAGAUCAAACCUUUAGUACCUGCCAGAGUCAGUGGGCUGAGCAAGAAGCCAUCAAGCAUCCAUAAGAGAAAUCAUCAUAAUGCCGAGAACAAGCCAGGAUUGCAGAUAAAAAUCAAUGAACUCUGGAAAAAUUUUGUAUUUAAAAAAGAUUCUGAAAAGCUUCCUUCUUGUAAGAAGCCAGAUCCCCUGUCUCCAGUCAAAGAUAACAUCCAACUAACUCCAGAAGAAGAGGAUAUAUUUAACAAUUCUGACUGUAUGCGUGUUCAGAGAGCAAUAUUCCAAUAAACACAGGCAGCUGGGAGGCUAUUGCCUGCAAGAGAAUCUCUAUCAAUUUCAUGUCCUGUUUGAGAAUGAAGCAGUUAUCAGUAUGAAAGAUUUGUUCUUAGAUCUAUGCUACUUAUUUUUAAAUAGAGUACAUUUUGUAUAUUAACUAUAUAACUUUUUGUUCAGCUUUUUAUAUUUUCAUAAGAAACUAACUAGAGAAAUAAUUUUGGUUUUGAUAGGUUUUCGAAGUUUUAAUGUUAAUUGAGCAAGUCCCUUGGAACUUACAAAAAUCUACUCUAAAGAUUUCUGUAAUGUUGUCAAGUACAAGGAUGGUAAAUGGAAAACCACAAUUCUG